Pichia kudriavzevii is the source of this 1572-nucleotide messenger RNA. RefSeq lists its product as uncharacterized. Gene Ontology annotation, biological process: transmembrane transport. Bases 1 to 1572 code for a protein of 523 amino acids. Gene Ontology annotation, molecular function: transmembrane transporter activity. The record is from RefSeq and is a predicted model, not a curated record. Lineage: Eukaryota; Fungi; Ascomycota; Pichiomycetes; Pichiales; Pichiaceae. The transcript has a single exon.
AUGAAUGAUGCCGUUAAUGAUGAGGAGCAAGGGAAUUUUUCUGAGACGAAGCAAAAGGCUAUAGAUACUGGGAAGUACAGUGCUUUCGAUUUCAAGAACCGGCCACCAGACGGUGGAUUUUGGGCCUGGAUUUCGGUGGUUUGUGUUUUGUUUAUCAACACCUUUAGCUGGGGACUUAAUGCUUGCUUUGGUGUCUAUCUAAACUAUUAUGUAACAGAAAAAUAUUUUGAGAAUGCAAAUACAGAACAAUAUGUGAUGAUCGGUGGAUUGGCAUUAGGUCUCUCAUUUACGGCCUGCGCUUUUACUAAUGGUUUGUGUCGCCAUGUUCACUACAAGAUUAUCAUGACAAUUGGGUUGAUCAUAACAUUUUUGUCGUACUGGCUAGCCUCGAUUGCAACAACAGUGGUUCAGCUGAUUUUCUUCCAGGGCUUCCUCAUGGCAUUUGGAUGGGCAUUGACUGCUGGUUCUACAUUUCUCAUCUUGCCAACAUGGUUUUUAGAAAAGCGGUCAAUUGCUCAGGGUAUUGCAACCGCAGGUGGUGGGUUAGGUGGUAUUAUUUUUAGCAGAGCUUCUGAUCAAAUAAUUAAACAGUACUUAACCAAUCCAAAAUACGCAGGAGAUCCCAACCAUGCAUUGAGGCUAGGGGUUGCAUGGGCGUUGAGAAUGGAAGCAUUAGUGUGUGGAUUUAUGCUAGCAAUAUCCAUCAUUUUGAUUCGAACCUACCGCCCAAUUAAAAAUACUUCAAAGGAUGAAAAACCACUAUUUAUCGAGUUAACUGCGUUUUUGUUCCGGUUUGAUCUAAUGAGACAGAUUCCUUUGAUUUGUCUCAUGCUUUGGAACAUGGUUUACUCGUUAUCCUACAGUAUUUUGCUAUUUUCAUUAUCAGCAUAUGGUUCAAGUAUCGGGUUAAGCUACAAACAGGGAUCGAAUGUAACAACUGUCCAAAGUGUUGCACAGACAGUCGGAAGACCUUUGUUGGGAUUCCUAUCGGACAAAAUAGGGAGGGUCAAUGUCACACUUAUUUCAACGAUCUUGAUUACAAUAUUUUCGUUUGUUUUCUGGAUCUUUGUGACGACUUAUGCGCAACUAAUUGGGUUUGCAUUUGCAGUUGGCAUUUUGCUAGGGGUGAACUGGGUCAAUUUUGGACCGAUGACAGCAGAUGUUGUUGGGGGAGGUGGUGCCGACAUGAAUCAUGCGGUUUCUCUACAGAUGUUUACAGGCGGUUUCCCUUUACUAAUUGCCGAGUUGGCAGGGUUCAAGUUGAGAAGAUUCGAUAUGGAGAGACCUUUCUUGUAUUGUCAGAUCCUUGUGGGGGUUGCAGCUGGAGUGAGCUGCCUUGCAUUGUUACCAUUCAGAGAAUGGAAGGUAAAGAGAGCAGUGAAAGCACGGAUAGCAUAUUUGAAACAUUCAGUGAACAAUUUAGACGGCGACGAAGAAGAAGAAGAAGAAGACGCAGCACUUGCAGGCAUGGAUGGUGAGCAGAUGGAGAGAGAGAUCAUGAAGAUGGAAAGGUUGCUAGCAGCGGACGUUCGUUCAUAUAUGUAUAGAGCCGUUUAUCCACUAAAGGUAUAA